Messenger RNA from Diabrotica balteata, 4700 nucleotides. The record is from the annotation of a GenBank genome assembly. NCBI's taxonomy places the organism in Eukaryota, Metazoa, Arthropoda, Insecta, Coleoptera, Chrysomelidae.
CAAUCAACAAUCUACAAUCAAAUCGCGUUACUCUCUUCUCGCGUGCGGUACACACAAUUCUUUCUUCACGUUCCUGAACCUCACUCGAUCAUCCGGUCGAUAUAAUCAUUCGAAAAAUUGCACCCUCGACCUUUUCGUACUGGGCGGUCAGAUAUAAUUUCUUUUCGAGCGUUGAUAAAAUUUAAAAAGAGGUGAAGCACGACGCCCUGGGCGGCCCAAUUAGUCGCUUUAUUAUUAUUAUUCAAGGGGGGUGGUUACUACUGAGAAAUGAAGCGAAGAAAAAUAUCCGAGUUAUUUUUUUGGUUGGUUUGUCUUAAUGAUGUUUUAUUUAAUUGUUGGUGUUUGGCUACAACUACAGAACAUUCGGCAAGUUUAGCAGUUAAUAAAUUUCAAAGUGCUUUACAUCAACAGAACACCUUUACAAUUCUCAGUUCGAUAGAAGAAAGGCUACGCAGCCUGGAUAAUGUCUAUUCCAUGCAGCUGUCACAAAACCUGGAAAUUAAACUGGACCAAUACAACCGAAAACUGGAAAACCUCGAUAAUAAAAUUAUGCGGCUGGAAGCAUUGGUGAUGUUGAAUUUGGGAAAAGUAUCGGAAAAUAUUAGUACCAAAAAUUUCAAGGACGAUUUAACUAAGACGGAUAUUUUGAGAAAAUUAGAUUCGACAUACGAAGGCGUAACCCAUCGUUUGAAUUAUAUCGAGAGAAAGCUCGAAGUGAAUUCUGUAUUAUUUCAGGAAAAAUUAGAAGCUAUGUUUAAUCAUUUAGAUAAAAUGGAUAAAGACGCUAUAAAGCGUGAUUCAGAUUUGGAGACCGAAGUGUCAGCAGCAAUAUCUGGUAUCAAGAAUCUCACAACUACCUAUAAAAUUUUGGAAAGGAAGGUUAUGAAUGUUACCGAGGAUGAACUAGUAGUUGCCAAACAUACACUUAACUUAUUAACAAAAUAUAAUAUGGAAAACAGAAAAUCUAUGAACAAGUUACAUGAUAAUAUUGUAGGUAACCUACAGUAUCUUGAUAACAGGACGACUCAGCACCUGAAAAUAUCAGAUGAUACUAAUACUUUCCUCAAGCAAAUGAAAAUCGAAUUAAAAGAAGACUUCAAUAGUUAUGCUAAUAAGGUAGCAGAUAUGAAUUCAGAUAUGUGGAAGAAUACAGAUACUACAGAAGACGAUUUAAAAAAUAUCGGAAUCGUUGUAAACAGUACAAAGGUGGAGCUACAAAAUGGAGUUCGCUCGUUAAUGAUUCAGAUUGGAAAACUAUCUCACAAAGAUGCGGCGCUCGUAAGUGGUGUUGACUACAAAGAUUUAGAUAAAAAGCUGACAGCGAACAUUGAGAAAAUAUUAACCAACCAAGAUGUAUUUUUGGAAAGCUGUCAUCGGCUGCAAAUGGACGAGUCACAAAUAGAAUCAGAAAUAAGCGUCAUGUUAAAUAAGCUCAUCGACAUGUUAGAAAAGAAGUUAUCUACAGAAGCAAAAGAUAUGAAGAAUUUCGAAAAAAAUCUGAAAAGUCACGAUAACAGAAUAAACCGGAACAUGAUGCAAGCAAACCAAAAUAUAAUUUCAUUAUUCGAAAAAUCAACAGUUAACUCCCAACUGCUCACAAACGAAAUUAGAAAAGUGGGUACUGAUAUAAACGCCUUAUUUACAUUUGUCCAAACUACCAUCAACGAUGGAUCAGCGACUACAUCUGUGGCGACAACUAAGAUUAUUCUGGACAAGUUAAUUUUACUGGAAAGAACUACCAGGGACAUUCAAUAUAUACUCUAUAAUGAAAAACCAGAAAAUGUAUCUAAUUAUCAAAUCCAUAAGGAAAUUCAAAGAUUAACUAAAUCACUAACGACGUCAAUUGAGAAGAUAAAUAAUUCCUCCAGAGACUCCCAGUUAUGUCAAAACAAUGUCAAACAAAAUCAUACAGUAAGGCCACCUCAAUUGUUACCUACGUCCACAAUAAAUCCUCUAGAAGAUGAUUCCUUAAGAGAAUCUAUUGCCAAAAUAUUUGGUGAAAAACCCAAGCCAAAGAGAAAAUGCAAGCAGAAUGUAAGGAAUUUAAUAGAUAUAAGAGCAGGUACUGAUUGUGAAGAACAAACGAAAAAUCAGAGAAGGCCCGCAAGAAAAAGGAAAAUGAAGUAUGAUAUCGACAUAAGGGCAGAUGUUGGUUCAAAUAAUAAUGGAAACGAUUAUGAAGAUGAAGAUUAUAACGAUACGACAGCUACAACAACAGAAGAAUCAACCACUACAGAAAUCAUAACUUAGGUCAGGUGUAUCUUAAAAGUUAGAGCUAUCAACUUAAAUUCACUACAUCCUAUUUUUAUAUACCUAUUUGUUAAUAUUAUACUUUUUGAUAUUUUUUCAAUAAUCCAGACACAAACAUAAAGCCAGUAUUUGUAUCUACAAUAUGUAAAUAUUUAUCUUCUGUAUUUUACUAGUGUUGUCAAAAUGCAAGAACAAGACGAGACUUAGACAGUAUUGGUCUUGCGCCAAUACAUCUGGUCUAGGUCUUGAUAUUGCGCCCUUGAUCUUGGUCUUGACCUUGCAGCAAGAGUCUUGCAAGUCUCGCAGUUACACUUUGGCCUAUUGCUAUUUAAUAAACGUUACUUUAGAUCUUAGAACAACGUAACAGAGUGGGUACAUUUUAAGGUUGAAUUAACAUAGCCAUAAUAAAGACCAACUAAAUUAAUAAAUGUCUAAACAACUGACACCGGGUGAGGUUUGAAACCACGAUCUAAGCAAUCCGUGGCUGUGCUCUAACUAACCGAGCUAUCUUCCAUGUCCCACGGGAGCCAAUCUCUUGGAAUCUCUAUUCCUGCUUUUAAUAGUUAUAAAUACAGAUCCAUAUUUUUGUGUUUGUUUAAUACAAAGUAAUACAGUUUACUGAACAUACCAUUUAUAUAAAUAAAAAUACAACCCAAAUUAAAUUACAAGAUAGUACAUCAGCCUUUGACAUCACUGUUACUUUAUAUUAAUUCCUUUGACCAAGAAUUAAUACAAAGUGACCAUCUGGCUGACUCAUCACUUAACCUAUUUCUAUGUUUUCUAAUUACUAAUGAUGCUUCAGAUAAUAAUCUCUCAGCAAGUAUUGAAACAAAAUCAAUCUUCGAUGAAGUCUGAUAUUCUGUCUCAAGCGUCCUCCACCACUCUAAAAUGUCUUCCGUGCUAGCGACUCUGGGUUUACUUACGUACGCAUCCAACUCAUCAAUAACUAAGCCCUGAUGACAAGAUCCAGAUGAAGUAGAGGGACAUGCAUACAGUUUCUCAGUCUAUUAAGUCUUUAUCUUCAGCAUAUUCACAUACUUUCUUUUCAUUUCUUGGUAAUUCUACUGAGCCCUAUGUCUUGGGUCUAAAAUUAAAGAGAUACAAUAAACUCAGCUGCUCUUCUUAUAUUCUUUAAGCAUUUUGUCUCGAGCUGCUUGAAAACCCAGAAUGGCUUUUUAUCCACUUCAGAUCGAUUAGGUUUCUCAUCAAUUGUUUUACGAUGGAUUCUAUUUUAUCGAGCAAGAGAUUGAAUGAUGCAAUGACUAAUGCUAAUGUAACACAUUUUACUCCACCAAGUUUCGUUGACAAAAGUUUAAAGUUUAUUAGAAACUUAUGUAUUUUUCAAGCAUUUGCUAUUCACUCUCUGUGAUUUGAAAAUGAUUCAAUUCGGUGACAGAUGUGCACAAUAUGUUAAUGCCAGUUCUUACUUUUAAAAGAAAUCCAAUCAUAUUUAUAACGUGUGGAAUUCCAUCUCGUUGGACAGACAAGUAUGGGAUUCAGAUUUGAUGGCACCGCAGCUGCUUCACAAGCAGACUGAAACUUCCUCUUCAAUAUCUCACUUCUUUUUAUUUUACUGGAAAUACUGCGUAAUUUUGUUAUAGCUGUACGUGAGUCAGCAGCCAUGAAAAAUAUUUGGCGCAUAUUUUUCAUCUUCCUCAGUUUCGUCUUCAUAGGUUUCAUACUGCUGUUCUUGUCCGUUAUUGUCAGUUUCACUGAGUAAUACUAAGGUCUUUAAUAGAUCUUUACACCAAGGUUCAAAAUGUGAGCAAAGCAUCGCAAAUGUUGAUUGUCUGAAUCAAAAUGUGGCAGCUGUUUGCUCAGUUCAUACAUACAUUUGGUAAUUGCAAUUGCGUUGUCGAUAUUUUAGUUUUACAUUGUAAUUAUGACCUCUGAGUACGUGUCAAAUUUUCUUGUAAUGAAUAUUUUGAUUUGGUACGUAUGUUUAUGGUAUUGUUCGUAAUGGGUAUAAGUCCAAUUUUCCAAAUUUUUAUUACAUAUUUUUUGCGUCUCAUAGAGUCUCUAAGCAUAUACCCGAACUACUAUACUCCCUAAAACGAUACUCAGACCUAACUGCAAGACGCAAGAGUCUCACAGGCUUGGUCUUGUUCUUGCUCAUAUCUUGCAGUCAGUCUUGGUCUUGCUAAAAUUAGGCGGUCUUGCAAAACUAAGACCGAUUUUGGGCAACACUAUAUUUUACCACAAUUUUACUACUUUAAAAGAUGUUUUUGUAUUAGUAGAAAUAAAAAAACUUCAAGAAAGUCAAAAUGUGAGAUUAACAGAUAUACCUAAAUUAAUUUAUAUUUUAAAGAUUCCAUUUUUUAAAAAGUAGUAAGAUAUAAACUGUUAUUUAUUACUAUAUGUACUUAUGCUGUGAAAUUGUAAAUAAAACCAUUUGUAUGUUUAUUUUUAAUGUUAUACUAACAAAAUUAUGUAUUAAACAGUAUUAUGCA